Molecule: messenger RNA, 2061 nt
Organism: Penaeus indicus
Lineage: Eukaryota; Metazoa; Arthropoda; Malacostraca; Decapoda; Penaeidae
Product: DBH-like monooxygenase protein 1 homolog
Exons: 13
Coding region: 1-2061 (686 amino acids)
Biological process (GO): norepinephrine biosynthetic process; octopamine biosynthetic process; dopamine catabolic process
Cellular component (GO): secretory granule membrane
Molecular function (GO): dopamine beta-monooxygenase activity; copper ion binding
Source: RefSeq, a predicted model, not a curated record
AUGUCGAUGUCAUGGUGUGCGGGAGUGCUGCUCCUACUGACAGCAUGCGGGUCCAGCUUUGGUGAAGAGGCUUCCACGUCCAACGCGACCUACCUGGAGAAGCGACAGGAGCACGAGGCUUCAAAGAUGGCGGGGGAGAUGGACGAAAAGGCUCUCUUCAUCCGCCUUCCCCACUCCGCUGUUGUCGACGACGAGGGCAAAUUCCAUCUCUCCUGGGCAGUGGACAUCGAGAGAGGGGAAAUCACGCUUGAGUUGUCUGUGGAAACCUUAGGAUGGGUGGGCUUCGGAGUGUCUCCCAACGGCGCAAUGGCGGGCGCGGACAUCAUAACGGGCUGGGUUGACGAGGAUGGAGUUGGUCAUAUACAGGAUCGCCACGGAACCGGGAACGUCAAGCCAGAGAUGGACGAACAGCAGGACUGGAGGCUGCUGAGGGCCAGCGAGAACGCAACGCACACCGUUAUGGUUGUUGUGCGAGAUCUCAGCACCUGUGAUGACAAGGACAUGCCCUUCAUGAACACAACCAAGAGGGUGAUUUACGCUUAUGCAGCUGAAGACCCGGUCAACGCAACGGCCCUACAGUACCACGGGUCAUCCAAAAGCGGCUCACGUUACCUAGUCCUUCUGGAACCACAAAGUGCAGUCAUGGAGAUGCCAGAAGACGCGAAAAAGUGGACGAUCAUCCAAAAGCAUAACCUCAGCAACGACCGGGAUACAGUGUAUUGGUGCAACAUCGCCACCUUCCCACACAAGGAGUCUCAAGUUCAUUAUGUCGGGUUUAACAUCCAGCACGGAAAGAACUCCCGCACACACCUUCAUCAUGUGGUCAUCUGGGAGUGCACAGGAGACCCCAACUCGGCCGCUUACAGCCAAGAACGGGAACGCCUCAUGCAUUACGCCUCACAGGAAGGUCAUGAAUGCAUUUCGCCAAACAUGCCGCCAGACUACGCGAGAUGUGACCACCCAACCAUUGUCUGGACUUCGGGAAUAGAGGGUGAACGGGAGCCAGCUCAUGUGGGAAUGCCCUUGGUGUCUGCGCCGGGAGAACAUGCCUUCUUCAUGGUUGAGGCCCACUAUGACAACCCUGCACUGGUGGACGUUGGCGUCGUGGAGUGGGGGAUCGAUGUGUAUUACACGGAGAAAUUACGAGAGUUCGAGUCGGGUUCUCUGUUGGUGGGUAGUUCCGUGAACUUCGGCAUGAUGAUUCCUCCCGCACAAGCCCAGUGGACUGCGGCUGGGCACUGCCCCGCUGGCUGCCUGGUGGAGGGAAUGCCCGAGUCUGGUAUCAAGGUGUACCAGGUCCUCCCCCACGCUCAUAUCAUUGGACGCAGCAUCCGAGUGCGACACUUCAGGGAUGGCAAGGAACUUCCUCCUCUCUCGGUGGACGAUUACUACGACUUCAACUUCCAACAGAUUUUGAGGCUGCAGGAAGAGCGAACCAUCCUCCCCAGCGACCAUAUCACCACAGAAUGUACCUUUGACAGCAGCAGUCGCCAGAACGCCACUUUUUCCGGCUACAGUUCUCGCGACGAAAUGUGCCAGGCUUUCCUGUUCUACUACCCGCGCCGGAGCCUUGUCCAAUGCACAUCAUCUUCACAUCAUAACGUCGUGAAAGAGGUCUUAGGAAUCCAGAAAUUGCAAAACGAAGAUAACAUGCUGCUCUUGUCGAGCGACAGAGACCAAAUAAAUCCUUUCCUACCGAAGAGAAAGACCGAUUUCAAGACCUUCGUGAACAGCAUCAAUUGGUCAGAGCUCGACCUGAACGAAGCCGAGGAGAAGCUGACGCGUGGCACUCACGUGACCAGGUGCCUGAAGAGAGGUGGAGUUCCAGCACAGGCCUUCAAGCUAAAAACAGGCUACCCAGACGCAGAGCCCUACAAGGUACCGGAGGAUUCGUGCCCGAGGAUGCUGAGCCAGAGAACGCCCCAGAACGUCGAGGCCUCCACCAGCGUCUCUUCAGGAGCAUCCACAAGCUACAUCUCGUUCUACAGAAUAAUUCGACACACGUCCCUCUCCCCCAAGUGUGAUCAUAUCUUAACAUCUAAUAUCACCGUGAAUAACUAA